This is a messenger RNA of Nymphaea colorata (pocket water lily), 1867 nucleotides long. RefSeq lists its product as uncharacterized. NCBI's taxonomy places the organism in Eukaryota, Viridiplantae, Streptophyta, Magnoliopsida, Nymphaeales, Nymphaeaceae. The record is from RefSeq and is a predicted model, not a curated record. The coding region runs from base 870 to 1604 and encodes 244 amino acids. The transcript has 6 exons.
AAAAAAGGGUGAAAAAAAAGUCAACAGUGUCAGGUUCGUCCAUGGCCCCAGAAGGCGCGCCCUUCCCUCUCCCAGGCGCUGUCCACCUUCACCGGAGCACCGAUCGGCCGUCCGGCGGAUCGGAAGGAAGGAAAGCAGACGGCAGCUUCACGACCUUUAGGGACGGAUCUGCCUGGAGUCCGGCGGAUGGAGGCGAUAGGCAUUUCGAAACGUGGUUGAUCUGCAGAUCUACGAUGUUGAGCUAGGGUUUCUUGCGGGCAGGAGGUUGCCGGCCGGUCGGACGUACAGGAAGACGACCUCGGGUCUCCGAUGACCUUCUCGUACCGGACGGCCGGAGGCAAUCGACGGCUGCAGCAGAUCGGUCUUCGCGAGCUGAUGAUGAGAAAUUGGGGCUUGCUUUUCCCCCGAAGCCUCUCCCUUCCUCCUCGAAAACCCUAGAUGGCCAGGGAGCGAUGGGGACGAUUAGGUAGGUCCUGCGAAGAGGGACGGAAUUCGACGGAUUGAUAGAGGGUGGUCUCGUCAUUUUGUUGACUUGCUGAAAAUUUGGCUCGGCCAGCAACCCGGCUGGUGGCCGUCACGGUGCGUUCUGUGGAGAUCCUUACUGGCCAUGUGUGAGGCGGCGAACAAUCGCAUCUUGGCCGUCUAUCUUUCAAUUGACGGUGGAUAUAUAAGUGGAGAAGGUGAAAUCCUUUUGAAAUUUCCGUUUCUUUUCGGGUUUCUGCAUUCUCAGAGUGGGUCUGAAGUGCCUGUAAUCGACGGCGUCUUUUUUUCCUCCGUCCUUCCUGAGAUUCGAUAUUAACAGAACGAUUGACGGAAGAAAGGGCCAGCAGUAUCAGUUUUAAAUUCUGGAAAAUUUUGGAAAGGUUCCGAUGGCAAUGGAAAAGGAGGUCGAGAACAACAGAGGAUGUCGACCGCCGGAGCCUGACCAUUUCUUGCAGUGGGGGAACACAAAACGUCUGAGGUGCGUCAAAGUGCAGGUGAAGGAUGAGGCCGACGAUAGGACGAUGAUCAGGGCGGAGAGACGCAGCGCUGCAGCCGACAAAGGGUCCUCGCUUCUUUCGUCGUCGGCUGGCUUUCAGCAUCCUCCCUCCCAUCGUGUCCUUAGGAACUCGGAGCCAUUCUUGUUUGGAUUAAGAAGCCUAAACAACGACCAUUUUUCUUCUACGGAGAAGACCGACAGGCAAAAUCACCAUCAAGCAAAAGUGGGGAGUGGCAGGAAUGGGGUCUUGGCAUCAUCGGAGACGAUGGUGACCGAGAAGAAGCAGCCCAACCAUAAGGCCAACGGCCUCGUCAACAAUGGCAGUCACGAGAACGGCCAUCAAAGCAACCAUAAAAGCCAACCUGUGGUGUGGCCAAAAUUCAUCAUCGCCCUCAAUUGCAAGGAAAAGGAGGAAGAUUUCAUGUUAAUGAAGGGGUCCAAGCUCCCACAGCGCCCCAAGAAGCGGUCCAAGUUUCUUCAGAGAACCCUAAACUUGGUAAGCCCUGGCUCCUGGCUGUGCGAACUAAAUCAUGAGCGCUAUGAGGUCAGGGAAAAGAAGACGUCCAAGAAGAGACCAAGGGGAUUGAAGGCGAUGGUUGGUAGCAUGGAUAGCGAUUCAGACUGAAGGCCGGCGCUCUCGUUUUUCUGUUUUUCCUUUCCUUUUUAUCUCCAUCCUCGGUAAUGUUUUAGGUUUUGAUCUUUUAUAUUGAGUCCCGGUUCUUCUUUCUAUUAUUGUAUUAGUUUUUCUGGCAAUGUUGCCUUGGGAAGGAGAGGGAUAGAGAGAGGAGGGGAGGAAAAGAGGAGAGAUGGAAAGGCGAGAAAAAUCUGCCGAGAUAUGUAUCACAAGUGUAUGUCCAUGUGAAAGUAAUCGAUUCCGAGUUCGCAGCA